Molecule: messenger RNA, 1067 nt
Organism: Spizellomyces punctatus DAOM BR117
Lineage: Eukaryota; Fungi; Chytridiomycota; Chytridiomycetes; Spizellomycetales; Spizellomycetaceae
Exons: 2
Coding region: 264-827 (187 amino acids)
Source: RefSeq, a predicted model, not a curated record
GCCGUUUUGGAGGGCGGUCGGGGCUUAUAAAAAAGGGAGGAGCUUGUCAUUUCCUCUUGUUUUUUCCUUCUUCCGUUUCUUCUUGUUUUCCAUAUCACGCCUUGUUGGGAUUUCGUGCCUUGUCUUUAGCCGUCCAUCGCUACCCAGCUCUUGCACACGCUCAAAGCACAGCUUUGCCUGAAAAGCCUCAGUUGACACGUCGCGCGUCAAAGAGGUUCCAUCCAAUCCCCCCGUAUUAGAGACUCGCGAAAGAAUCAAGAACGAUGGCUUCUCGCCCAAUCCCGACGCCUGCAGUAUCUAAAACUCGCUUCCCUUUAAAGGCCUCUCCAAGCGCAUCUCCCUUGGCCCUGUCUUUCCUCCCCCCAACUCGUCCCUCAUCCCACCCUCUGAUUCUCCUCAACCCGUACACAUCCCGGAAAAAUAUCACCGCUAUCAUCGAUGAAGCUCAACUGUCACCCCCUUCCGACGAUGUACAUGUGCCCAUGACGAAAAUUGAGCCGUUUGUGCAUACACGACAGGUUGGAGGCGUUUUUGUACGAGGAAUUGACGCUGGGGAACUCGGGUUGGCGCCAUUGGGUGAGGCCGACACGUGCUAUGGUCGAGUUCAGAGAUACUCGUCCGUUGUCGCCAUUGUUUUUGGUCGUCAGGCUGUUAUUGAGAAUGUCUAUGAACUUCCUGCUGCCUUCAAGAACACUCAGUACGCAGAAGGCGUCAUUGGAAUGGAUACCCUUUGGUCCCUCGGUUUGAACGUUGCCGUCGACCGUGGAAUGGUAUAUCUCCAGGAUCCCGAGCUGAGCCAAUACGUUGACCAUGGCAAGUCUGCCUAAGUUAUGCUGCCGCGCUUCUGCCACUGCAUCAAAUCCUCCUUUUUGUAUACGUUUAUACCCGCCUUUUUUUGUGUACAUGCUGUUGUUCUUGUCCCCGUUAUCUUUCAGCGGAGAAAGUGUUAUUGUACACCCAGACUAUGCAUCUGUACAAAAGUAGUAGAAAGCAAAACCCGAGGACGUUGUCUCGUGUUAAAUGAAUCCUGCAGCAAUAAUACAUUUUUCUCUUUUUAUUUUGGUGCA